Xiphophorus maculatus (southern platyfish) is the source of this 2678-nucleotide messenger RNA. It is a transcript of the gene snupn, whose product is annotated as snurportin 1. Gene Ontology annotation, biological process: snRNA import into nucleus; protein import into nucleus. The transcript has 9 exons. Gene Ontology annotation, cellular component: cytoplasm; nucleus. Gene Ontology annotation, molecular function: protein binding; nuclear import signal receptor activity. The record is from RefSeq and is a predicted model, not a curated record. Lineage: Eukaryota; Metazoa; Chordata; Actinopteri; Cyprinodontiformes; Poeciliidae. The coding region runs from base 109 to 1224 and encodes 371 amino acids.
CCUGACCCCAUUAGGGACAAAGGGUGAACAGAAAAUGGAUGGAUGGAUGGAGGAGAGGGAGAAUAAAAACUUCAGAUCUCAUUAUAUCUUGUGUUGUUUUUCGUUGCCAUGGACGACCUGACCGCAGCCCUCUCAUCCAGCUUCGCUGUGUCCAAGGAGCCAAACAGCACAGCCGCCCCUCACCCUCGGCUGGCUCAGUACAAGAGCAAGUACAGCGUUCUGGAGCAGAGCGAGCGGCGACGGCGUUUUCUUGACCUGCAGAAAACGAAAAGGUUAAACUAUGUCAACCACGCACGGCGCUUGGCUGAUGGGGACUGGACGGGGCCAGACAGCGACGGGGAGGACGACAUGGACAAACAGGAGGACAGGGAGCGGCAACAGGAAGAGGAAGAGGAGGGGAUGGAGGUAGAGAGGAGGAAGCUGCCCAAGCAUUAUGCAAACCAGCUCAUGCUGUCAGAGUGGCUGGUGGACGUCCCACCAGAUCUGGACAGCGACUGGCUGAUGGUGGUCUGUCCUGUGGGGAAAAGAUCUCUAAUUGUUGCCUCCAAGGGUUCCACUGCUGCGUACACUAAAAGCGGCUAUUGUGUGAGCCGUUUCCCUUCCCUGCUCCCCGGUGGGAACAGACACAACUCUGCCAUGGGAAAAGACUACACCAUCUUGGACUGCAUUUACAGUGAGGUGGACAGAACGUACUACAUCCUGGAUGUCAUGUGUUGGAGAGGACACCCGGUCUACGACUGCCCAACUGAGUUUCGCUUCUACUGGCUCCAGUCUAAGGUCCAGGAGACAGACGGCCUGUCGAAGAUCGCCAAACGCAACCCUUUCCGGUUCGUGAGUCUCCAAAGCACCGACUGCAGAGCCGAGUCCAUUCAGAAAGCACUGGCAGCCGAGUACAGCUUCGGUGUGGACGGACUUCUCUUCUACCACCGGCAGACCCACUACACCCCCGGCAGCACCCCUCUGGUUGGCUGGCUUCGCCCCUACAUGGUGACAGACAUCCUGGGUAUGGAGGUUCCCGUAGGACCCCUCACCGCCAAGCCGGAGUACGCCGGCCAGCAGCUGCAGCAGAUCCUGGAACACAAACAAGCGUCCGUCGAGGUCCGCCCCGCCAACAGAAGCGGCGGCUACGAGCUAGAGUACCUGUCCACUCCGAGCACGGACAGCAAGGACGCCUUGAACUUCCUGAAUCAGAAGCCAAUAAAGGAGGCAAACAUGGAAAUGUGAGGGAGGCUUAAAUCAAGUUUCCUGUGUUGGCAGCACACUGGAAGCUCUUUAAAAAACUCUGCUCAAGGACCAAUCGCAACGCGUGGCUAAUUUUAAUCCAGCACGUCUCUGGACGCCCUCUGAGUGCAGAUUAGUGGUUCUGUGCUGCAUGCUGACCUUCAGACCGUUAAAACACAACUCAGAACAGAUGACGGAGACACAAAAAUGACAACCUUUUUUUGGCCAAGUAAUUUCUCGCUGCUCUGCGCGUUCUCAUUGUAGGUAAAGAGUGCAUGAAACAUCUCAUCAUUACGGUUUGUGGGUUUGCAGGUUUUCUGCAGCUGCUGUUUCAUGCCUACUCAGCAGAAUACAGCAGCUUCAGCAGGUCAUUAGUUCAGCGCCAGUAGAGCAUGCUGAGCUGUCAGUGGAGGGUGAAGCGCCACCGACGAUAUCCCGUCAGUCGCUGAUUAGCAUCUGUGAUGAAUUUUUAUAGUAGAAUGGUAAAGUUAAAAUGUUUUAAAGUGCACAUUUUUAAAUAAAUGCCUUUUUAUUGACAGCUGUUUUCAUGUUUCCACACAUUGCUCUGAAGUUUUAUUUAGCUUUUCAAGUUUCAUUUUGUAAACGUGGCAGUAUUGUUAUUGAUAUUCAGACCAUUCAGAUAUUUAAAGAUUUAAGUACUGGAAGCUACGUCAUCAUUAAUAAGUGUUUUAUGAUUGCUGUGGCUCAUUCAGGUUUAACAACCUGAGGAGUUUUCUUUUCUACAUUUUUUUUUAUCUAAUCAUAUUUUAUAACACUGUGCAGGCAGAUGGGGCGCAAUACUUUAUUGAAUCACACUUCUCCACAGUGGAGAUGGUAGGUUGUUUUUCAUCUAUACACAUCUUUCAUGUAGACCAAAAACAUCCAUUUUAGUGUUUUCUUUUGCACGCCAUUUUGUAAAAACUGGACAUUUUAUGGCUUUUUCACCAACAACUUUCUUCACCACUUAUCCACAAACGGCAGAUUCAUAAAGUCUUAGUUUAAUAGUAAAAAAAAAAAAUUGUCUUAUCUACACUUCGCAAGUGUAGAUCAUAUGAAACUCCAUACUUAAAUUAGCGGUCUUAACAUGACAAAAUGUGGAAAAAAUUGAAAAGGUGUUAAUAUUUUUGUCAGGGGGGAAAAAAAAUCAUCUAAAGGCUGUUUCUUGUAAACUAUAGAUGAAGUGGCAUUUAGAAGGUCGUGGUUUAAAUUUGAAAGCUCAUCCCGCCUCCCUCCCAUCUGGUACCUGAUCGGUAGAGCUGCGUGGUUUCAGAUGUUCCUGUGGAUGGUAAGCCAUGACUCAGUGCUCACCUUUGCUCAUCAGCAGAAAUAUAUUGUGUUAUUUUCAAAACCCUGCAAAAAAGAAAGAAAAAAAAAAUCACAAUGAAUAGACCUGAAAGUGUAAAGUAAGGUUGUGAUGCAAUUAUUUCAUUUGUGCAACUAUUAAAAAUUUUGGUCAA